GAAUAAUAAAAUAGUUCAAUGGUCACGUAUCUUAAUUUAAAAAGUCAAUGUCGUCUCCAAUCUUUUAUUGUUCAACUGAAAUGCAUUAUUAAGUGUCGUGUAAGAAUGAUCUGAUCCAUUACCCGUAGUUGCUUUUGAUGAGAAGAAUAAGGAUCACUGGAGAGCACAAGCACAGUGGACUUUACAGUCUAAGCUAUCACAGUUGCAAAAUAAAAAUGUAGCAAAAAAUAUAAUUCUCUUCCUUGGUGACGGAAUGAGUAUCACAACUCUAGCUGCUACCAGGGUGUACCUUGGACGGCAACAUGGAAUGACUGGGGAGGAAAUAAAACUUAGCUUCGAGUCAUUCCCAUACACAGGUCUUGCAAAGACGUACUGCGUAGACAAUAACGUGGCUGACUCUGCAUGCAGUGGCACAGCUUAUUUGACUGGAGUGAAGGCCAACAGUGGCACAGUGGGAGUGACAGGUGCUGUCAAGCGGGGUGAUUGUGAAAGUGCCAGAAAUAGUGCCAAUACUGUCACAGGACUUGUAGACUGGGCACAGAGAGCUGGGAAGUCUACAGGUGUGGUGACCACAACUCGGGUCACUCACGCGUCACCAGCGGCUGCGUACGCACACUCGGCUGAUCGCACGUGGGAAGGAGAUGCUGAUUUGCCAAAACGCGGCCUUCAAUGUGAGGACAUUGCAUCACAACUAGUGCAGGGACACGUGGGGAGCCACAUUAAUGUAAUUAUGGGAGGUGGCAGAAGAAAUUUUCUUCCACGUCAUGAAAAGGAUAUCAGUGGCAAGCAUGGAAGUAGAAAUGAUAAUAAGAAUUUAAUUAGAGAGUGGCUUUUAAUAAAGGAGUCCAUGGGCGUGAGACCAAAGUACAUCAAUAGCAGGAGAGAAUUCUAUGCCAAAGACUAUAGUAAUUAUGAUAAUAUAUUAGGAUUAUUCUCAGCUGAUCAUUUACCGUACAAUCUUGAUGCGAGUGAAGAUGAUCCAUCGUUGACUGAGAUGACACAAAAGGCUAUCGAAGUUCUAUCUAAAAACACAAAAGGAUACUUUUUAUUUGUUGAGGGUGGUAGAAUAGAUACUGCACAUCAUGAAACAAAAGCCAGAAAAGCACUCGAUGAGACAGCUGAAUUCGCAAAGGCAGUAGAAGCUGCCUUACGCCUAGUAAACCUAGACGAUACAAUGAUUGUAGUGACUUCAGACCAUAGUCACACUAUGACGUACAGCGGGUAUAGUUCAAGAGGUUCUGAUAUACUGGGACUUGUUAAUUCAAAGUUUAAUGCAUCAGAUAACCUUCCAUACUCAACAUUGAGCUACGCGAACGGACCAGGAUAUAAGCCACACCAGGAUUUCCGAAGACAUAAUCUUAUGUUAGACGAUAUGAAUGACCCAGACUACACUUACCCGUCUCUGGUGCCGAUCCCACGAGAAACCCAUGGUGGUGAAGAUGUGGCAGUGUUCGCAACUGGCCCAUGGGCUCAUCUAUUCAGUGGAAAUUAUGAACAGAACUUUAUACCGCACGCUAUUGCGUAUGCGUCUUGCAUCGGUACUGGUCUUACCGCUUGCAAUUUAUGAUGAAGAAUUUAGUUUCAUUUGUAAAUAUUGUUAUAAAUAUAGGCAAUAAUUUAUUUAUUUUUGUAAUAAUAUAUUUGUAAUGAUUAUAGGUAUGAGGCUAUAAACUUGUAUUAGACUAAGUGGAUUAGAUGUAUGUUUGUUAUGUCUGCGAUUUGAGGGGUUACGCAAGGUAAUAUUUUAGGGCUUAAACUGAUCUUAAAGUUUAGUACAUACAAAAAGAGCAAGAAAAUUUAAAGCCAAUUUUUA
This is a messenger RNA of Leptidea sinapis, 1813 nucleotides long. RefSeq names its product membrane-bound alkaline phosphatase-like. Gene Ontology annotation, biological process: dephosphorylation. The coding region runs from base 254 to 1567 and encodes 437 amino acids. Gene Ontology annotation, molecular function: alkaline phosphatase activity. The transcript has 9 exons. The record is from RefSeq and is a predicted model, not a curated record. NCBI's taxonomy places the organism in Eukaryota, Metazoa, Arthropoda, Insecta, Lepidoptera, Pieridae.